GCUGCCGCUCCACACGCGAGCCGAGUCUUGCCCGGGCAGCAUGGCUCGGAAGCGGCCCGCAGGCCGGGGCCCGCGGGGCUGCCAGCAGCGCGACAAGAAAGCCCAGGGCGAGGGCGCGGCCCGGCCUGAGGAAAAGGAGGCGGAUGUCUUUGAAGUUGAGAAAUCAAAACCCCCAAAGAGGAGCUGUCUCUCAAAAGUUCCGGAAGUUAAGAGGAAGAGAAGCAGCAGUGAUGCAGGGGGUCCAGCAAAAAAGAAAGAGGCCAAGGCAACUGGUAAAGCUGGAAACGUCAAGGUCGUGAAGGGAGAAGCCUUCUGUGAGGGAGAAGAUCUCAGGGACUUUGCCAGUGACCGGAAGAAGAUGAAACAGCCCAAGAGGGAGUCACCUGUGAGUACAGACAGCGAGGAAGAGGACGAGGAGGAAAGUGAAGAGGAUUGGGAGGAGGUCGAAGAACUUGGUGAACCUGUGCCAGGGGACACAGGAGAAAAUUCUGCCUUCUGUCAAUCUGUUCUGCCUGUGAAGCCAGUGGAGAUAGAAAUUGAAACACCAGAGCAAGCAAAAGCAAGAGAAAGAAGUGAGAAGAUAAAAGUGGAGUUUGAGACAUACCUCCGGAGGAUGAUGAAACGAUUCAGCAAAGAAGUCCAUGAGAAUACGCACAAGGUUCACUUGCUGUGCCUGCUGGCGAAUGGAUUCUAUCGCAAUGGCGUCUGUCGGCAGGCAGAUCUGCUGGCUAUUGCCCUCUCCAUCAUCCCAGUUCGCUUCACCCGCAUGCAUCCUGAGGAUGUGGACCUGUGCUUCCUCUCAAACCUGGUGAAAUGGUUCAUUGGGACGUUUACGGUGAAUGCAGAUCUUUCGGUCCAUGAGGGAGACAGCCUGCAGACGACAUUGGAAAGGAGAUUUGCGAUCUACUCUGCCCGUGAUGAGGAGGAGCUGGUUCUUCUAUUCCUACUGAUUCUCCGGGCUCUACAGCUGCUCACUCGACUGGUGGUAUCCCUGCAGCCAGUUCCUCUCAAGUUACCGGGAGCAAAGGCAAAGAAACCCUCUAAGGAGAGAUCCACAGAAGGUUCUAGAGGCGCCUCAGAACCUUCCAGCUGUAUUCCAGAGAACCAGACAAAGAUCAGCAACAGAGCCAAUCGUGAGGGAACUGGCAAGCCAGGUGCCAAAGGGGAGAGGAGGAAGGCAGCUGCGGGCCGCCGGGCGCGGAGAGCGUCCUCCAGCGAGGAGGGGCAGGACGGCCCAGAGCAGCAGCGCCAGGCUAAGAGCUGUCCACGCGGCCGGGAGCGGCGGGGGGCCUCGCGGGUCUCUUACAAAGAGGAGAGUGCCAGUGACAAGGCUGGCAGUGGCUCUGACUUUGAACUUUCCAGCGGAGAAGUCUCUCAGUCCUCCGACGAGGAUUCUGAGCCUGGCUUCAGAAGGCAGAGGAGGGCCCCAGGGCCUCGGAGGACAAGGGCGGGGUCCAAGAGCGACGCCAGGACCCCGCGCCGAAGCCGCCGUAAGCACCCAGGCUUCUCAGCAGCGUCUUCCAGUUCUUCGGGCAGUAAGAGGGGCAAGAAAACCUCCAGCGAUGGCGCAGAGGCAGAAGCGGGGAGAGCCGCCGGCGUGGACCAGUGGCUGGAGGUGUUCUGUGAGAAGGAAGGAAAAUGGGUGUGCGUGGAUUGCGUGCAUGGGGUUGUGGGGCAGCCGCUGGCUUGUCACAGAUAUGCCACCAAACCUAUGGCCUAUGUCGUGGGCUUUGACAGCGAUGGCUUUGCCCGCGAUGUCACACAGCGGUACGACCCAGCCUGGAUGACAGCAACCCGCAAGUGCCGCAUUGAUGCCGAGUGGUGGGCAGAGACCCUGAGGCCCUACCGGAGCCCGUUUGUGGAAAGGGAGAAGAAGGAAGACCUAGAGUUUCAGGCCAAGCACCUGGACCAGCCUUUGCCCACUGCUAUUGGCACCUAUAAGAACCAUCCUCUCUAUGCCCUGAAGCGGCACCUGCUGAAAUAUGAGGCCAUCUAUCCAGAGACGGCCGCAGUCCUGGGGUACUGUCGUGGAGAAGCUGUCUACUCCAGGGAUUGUGUGCAUACUCUACACUCCAAGGACACGUGGCUGAAACAAGCGAGGGUGGUGCGGCUCGGAGAAGUGCCCUACAAGAUGGUGAAAGGCUUUUCCAACCGGGCACGGAAGGCCCGGCUCACUGAGCCCCACCUGCAGGACCACAAUGACCUGGGUCUGUUUGGCCACUGGCAGACUGAGGAGUACCAGCCCCCCGUGGCUGUGGACGGGAAGGUGCCUCGGAAUGAGUUUGGCAAUGUGUACCUCUUCCUGCCCUGCAUGAUGCCCAUCGGCUGCGUCCAGCUGAGGCUGCCCAAUCUGCACCGCGUGGCCCGCAAACUGGACAUCGACUGCGUGCAGGCCAUCACCGGCUUCGAUUUCCACGGAGGCUACUCCCACCCCACAACGGAUGGCUACAUUGUCUGCGAGGAGUUCCGAGAUGUGCUUCUGGCCGCCUGGGAGAACGAGCAGGCGCUUGUGGAGAAGAAGGAGAAGGAGAAGAGAGAGAAGCGCGCCGUGGGGAACUGGAAGCUGCUGGUCCGAGGGCUGCUCAUCCGCGAGAGGCUGAGGCGUCGCUAUGGAGCCACGAGUGAGGCAGCAGCUCCCCCCGAGGAGGGGGAAGGCGGGCUCUCUUCUGACGAGGAGGAGGGGACCAGCUCACAGGCAGAAACGGCCAGAAUCUUGGCUGCCUCGUGGCCCCAAAACCGAGAAGCUGAAGAGGAGCAAAAGCCCAAGUGCCCCAAGACAAGCAGAAGGGGAAGGAAAGCGGUUGCUGCCCACCUGUUCCCCUUUGAGAAGCUGUGACCGGAGCUCCUCCACGCGCCCUGCCAGGCCCCGUGGCUCCCGCGGAGCAGCGCGCUGGGGAGCAGCCAGGAGCUGCGGGGAGCGGGCGCCCGCUGCAGGCCGCUCCAGGUCUGCCUCGCGUGGGGCUUUUGAGGGUCUCUACCAAAGCCCAGUCCGAGCUACAGGACACAGCCUCAGGAGACCCCCCCCGGCCCCGGGGUCUUACCCUUUGGAAAUGUGGGGGGCUUUCCCCUUUCUUCAAAAUAAAAAUCACUGGGCACUGUG
Molecule: messenger RNA, 3100 nt
Organism: Perognathus longimembris pacificus (Pacific pocket mouse)
Lineage: Eukaryota; Metazoa; Chordata; Mammalia; Rodentia; Heteromyidae
Gene: Xpc
Product: XPC complex subunit, DNA damage recognition and repair factor
Exons: 16
Coding region: 41-2836 (931 amino acids)
Biological process (GO): nucleotide-excision repair; mismatch repair
Cellular component (GO): cytoplasm; XPC complex; nucleus
Molecular function (GO): single-stranded DNA binding; damaged DNA binding
Source: RefSeq, a predicted model, not a curated record